Molecule: messenger RNA, 564 nt
Organism: Nicotiana attenuata
Lineage: Eukaryota; Viridiplantae; Streptophyta; Magnoliopsida; Solanales; Solanaceae
Product: zinc-finger homeodomain protein 4-like
Exons: 2
Coding region: 1-564 (187 amino acids)
Biological process (GO): regulation of developmental process; regulation of DNA-templated transcription
Cellular component (GO): nucleus
Molecular function (GO): transcription cis-regulatory region binding; DNA-binding transcription factor activity
Source: RefSeq, a predicted model, not a curated record
AUGGGCUAUGCACUUGAUGGUUGUGGUGAGUUUUGUCCAAAUGGAAUCCCUGAGUCUUUGAUCUGCGCAGCUUGCAAUUGCCAUCGAAACUUCCAUAGAAAAAUGGAGGUGGAGGUAGAGGUAGAGACUGAGGUGGAGCUUUCUAUCCUCUCUAAUAGUCACCAUAACCGUGGUACUUCCCUUGUCAUCGUUGUUCCACCAACCCCAACAUAUCAACAACAGUCAAGAAUUCAUCCUCGUCAAAAGUACGACAAGAACAACAACGUUGCUGCCACCCCACCACAGCGAGCGGAGACGGCGACGGAGAUGGGCGGAAGAGAGAUAGAAGUAGCUGAGCAGAUGAGCACCAAAAGAAAGAGGAUUAACUCAGAGCAAAAGGAAAGAGUGAAGGCUUUUGCAGAGAAGAUAGGGUGGAGGUGGACAAAGUACAAUAAAGAAGUGAAACCCUUUUGUGCUGAGAUUGGAAUCACUCCCUAUUUCUUGAAGAAUUGGAUUGACAACAACAGGCGCAGAUUUGGGCCUAAAAAAACCAUUAAGCUAGAAAAAGAGGGAACAGUUGCUUAA